Debaryomyces fabryi is the source of this 522-nucleotide messenger RNA. RefSeq names its product peptide alpha-N-acetyltransferase subunit (gene NAT5). Gene Ontology annotation, molecular function: acyltransferase activity, transferring groups other than amino-acyl groups. The coding region runs from base 1 to 522 and encodes 173 amino acids. Gene Ontology annotation, cellular component: NatA complex. NCBI's taxonomy places the organism in Eukaryota, Fungi, Ascomycota, Pichiomycetes, Serinales, Debaryomycetaceae. The record is from RefSeq and is a predicted model, not a curated record. Gene Ontology annotation, biological process: mitotic sister chromatid cohesion. The transcript has a single exon.
AUGCCUAGAGAUAUCAUAUCGUUGGACGACUUGACGUCAAAUAAUAUGGGGGUGUUCAAAAAGAUAAACGAAGUUAGUUUGCCAACGAGUUAUCCGGAGCAAUGGUAUAAAGAUUCGUUGAACAGCGAUCAAAUCGUAAAGUUGGCCUUUUAUUCGGAAUUACCAGUCGGAGCAGUAAAAGGUAAAGCAAUUAUUACCUCGCACAAGAGUGAUAGCUACGAAUCGAGCCAACAACUGCAAUUACCUUCGGAAUCUAUACCUAAUGCAGUCUAUUUAGAAAGUUUCGCUGUGUUAGAGGCCUACAGGAACUUGGGUAUCGGUGCCAAACUCUUAGAAUAUGUGAUUGCAGAAACCAAAAAGAGAUUCAUGCACGAAGUCAUGUUGCAUGUUCACAUCGAGAAUUCGCAAGCAAUUGAAUGGUACUUGAAACAUGGUUUUGUUAAAAACGGUGACGUAAAGGAUUACUAUAAAGAACAAGGAUUAUCGAAUCCUGAUGCGGUCAUAUUGUCCAUUAAAGUUUAA